UGACGGGCCGUGACGGGCCGGGCCGGGAGCUCGUCCGCUUCCAUUGGGCCGGGAUGAUUUAAUGCCGCGUCAGGUGGCUCCGUCACGUGAGCUGCCCGUCCAGCCGGCCCUGAAGGUCCCGUCCCCGCCUACAGAUGGGGAUGGCGACACGGAGCCGCUGCUCAGUGCUGACAGGAUGCUGGAGCUGCGCCCGGCUGUGACAGGAUGACCUUGCGCUGAGCUUUGGUAGGAAAAACGCGACGCAAUCAUUCGUCAAUGUGCAUCAUUCUGUUCAAAUUUGAUCCUCGGCCGGUUUCAAAAAACGCAUACAGGCUCAUUCUAGCAGCUAAUAGAGAUGAGUUUUACAGCAGACCAUCCAAAUCAGCAGAUUUUUGGGACAGCAGCAAUGAAAUCCUGAGCGGCCUGGAUAUGGAGGAGGGAAAAGAAGGUGGGACGUGGCUGGGAAUCAGUAAGAAAGGCAGGAUGGCAGCCCUGACAAACUACAUGCAGCCAACGACUGACAAAAAUGCAAAAGGAAGAGGUGCUCUUGUAACGAACUUCUUGACUUCAGAUCUGGACUGUUACUCUUACUUGAAGAAAGUUUCAGUAGAAGGACAUCUUUAUAAUGGAUUUAAUUUAUUAGCAGCUGACUUGAAUACCAUCAAAGGAGACGUAAUUUGCUACUAUGGAAACAAGGGAGGACCAGAACCUGUUUUCUUAAAUCCUGGAAUAUAUGGACUGAGUAAUUGUUUGCUGGAUACACCAUGGAAGAAACUACAGUAUGGGAAACAGCUUUUUACAGAAGUCAUCAACAGAAGUCAGGACCUUGCCAAAGAGGACUUGGUGCAGGAGCUCCUUGCAGUGAUGAAUAAUCAAGAGCCUCAAUUACCUGACCCUGCAAUUGAAGACCAAGGGAAGGAAUACAUACGUCCCAUACUGAACAAGUAUGCAGCUGUGUGUGUUCGUUGCCCAGGUUAUGGAACAAGGACAAACACUGUCCUCCUCAUUGAUUCAGAAGGAAACGUUACUUUCACGGAGCGCACCAUGAUCAACGAGGAUGUCAGCCAGUGGAAAACAAGCACCUAUGAAUUCAAACUGCACGUGUAACAACUUUCCAUUUGAAUGCAUUGAAAUGAAAGCAAGCUGUUAAGCUCCAGAAAAUGUUUUCUGCCAGUCUCUGGAAGCCAAAAUUAGCAAGAGAAGCAAAAGUUGUUUGAACAGGUCGUAUAAGCCAUCAAUCUCACAAAUCAUUUGCUUAAAACCAAGUUUCUUACUGUUUUUACAUUAAGUUGCAACUUUAAAACAAAUUUCUGAUGGUGUGGCUUUGUUUUAUCAUCUAAGCUUAAGAAAUUGUAGAAAGUACCAGCAAAAUACUGUGAUUUGCUGAGAAUACAUGCAGCUUCCUGCAGAAUCCAUCUUCAGCAACUUUCACAGUCUACAUUUUUCUCUAAAAAUUCAGUUUUUUCGCACAUGGAAUUGAAAGGAAAUCAGCUGCAGUUCCAUUUCUUUUCACAGAUUCCUCAAAUUUCUUUUCACUUGGAUUGAACCAAUACUGUAUGAUGCCUGAAACCAGUGUCUAGCAGUCAUAGAACAUAAGAUCAGAGGGAUCGUGAGGCCACCCAGUGUAACAGCUGCUUCCAGGGUAAGGCUGUCCUUGCCCAACACACGAGUCAUGGCUUUUUUCUUUUAAGUAUGUUUUAAAGAAAUACUAAACUUGCAUUCAGUUCAGAGGAAGAGAAAUACUGUUCAUGCUGGUGUGCACGAAGUGAAUGUAUGCUUUGUAGCAUUAAGUGCUUUAUUAAUAUGUAAAAUCUUCACCGUGUUGUUCUGCCUGGAGAGGGUGGGGAGGGAUGAAUUCUUUGUUCUGUUUAGCUGCAAACAGCACAGCAGUAGAUCGUAAUACUCUCUAAUCUAGUUUUAGAGCUAAGAAAUUGUCACUGCUCAGUUGUAUUCAGUAGAAGUUAAGGGUUGUUUAUCUCUAAAAGGAAUAAAAUCCUGUACUGUGA
Molecule: messenger RNA, 1985 nt
Organism: Coturnix japonica (Japanese quail)
Lineage: Eukaryota; Metazoa; Chordata; Aves; Galliformes; Phasianidae
Gene: TANGO2
Product: transport and golgi organization 2 homolog
Biological process (GO): protein secretion; Golgi organization
Cellular component (GO): Golgi apparatus
Source: RefSeq, a predicted model, not a curated record